ACCCUAUACUAAAUGCUGCUGCUUUCUCCUGCGGUGACACAGGGAUGCCCUUCUCUCACGUCUUGAAUACUCAUGGUGUGGAUGACGGCAGAAAGUUCAUCGGUGAGCUGAGUGUUGGCUCGUCUGAGGGCAGAAAGAAAAUCCUAAUUUUGGGUGAAUGUAAGGAAGUGUUGACAUGUCGCUGAAACGACCAGAGGGGAUGUCUCUCGCCCAGGCUUUGGCCAUGACUGUAGCAGAGAUACCAGUCUUUCUUUAUUCAACAUUUGGACAGUCUAUAUUUUCUCAGCUAAAGCUCUCCCCGAGCCUGAAGAAGGUGCUGUUUGCCACAGCUCUGGGAAGCGUGGCUCUGGCUCUGACUGCUCACCAGCUGAAAAGAAGAGGCAGGAAAAGGAAACAGGCAGUCCAAGCAAAGGAGGGCCAGAAGACCGUGGGAAUACCCGAUGCUCUGCUGAAAACCGGAAGACCUUCAUCUUUAAAGAGAGGUCCGAUUACCAGCCGGCAGGUGAUGAGCCCCAGCUCUCGGAGCAAUGACACUAUGAGUGGAAUUUCCUCCCUGGCUCCCAGUAAACACUCCAGUUCGUCACACAGCUUGGCAUCUACAAGAGUUCCAAACUCUCCUAAUCAGUCUGCUAAUCCCUCCACCCCAUUGGAGGCAGAGCGUGUGGUGGAAGAAUCUGGAGCAGUGGAGGAUGCAAAUGCAGAGAACCUGUAUUUAAUGGGGAUGGAGCUGUUUGAUGAAGCUCUACGAAAAUGGGAACAAGCCCUAAGUAUUCGUCAUCACGGGGAUUCGACUUCUAGUAACAACAGCCUUGCUUUGCAGGGGGCAGCGUUCAGAGAUGAACCCACGAAUGAGUCCCGUAAUAAAGUGUUUGCUGAGAAGUUGGAGACUCUCUUGCACAGGGCGUACCACUUACAGGAGGAUUUCGGCAGCAGCAUCCCAGCUGACAGCGUGCUUGCAGACUUCGAGAGCGAAGGGACUCUAAUAUUGCCUCAGAUAGAGAGAUUCCACCCGCUGCAAGAUGAAGAUGCGACUACAGUUACGUCUGAUGACUCCUUUUUCUCGGCUGCAGAGCUGUUUGAAAGCAUGACUCUAGAGGAUAUCUACCAACCGAUGAAGCCAGCAGCUCUGUAUGAGGAAGCCUUGUCUCUGGUGCAGGAAGACAGGGUGAAAUAUAGGACCUUGAGGACUGAAUUACUUGAAUGCUACAGUGACCAGGAUUUCCUGGCCAAGCUUCACUGUGUGAGACAAGCAUUCCAGGUGUUAUUAUUGGAUGAAACUCACCGCACAUUUUUUAUGGAGACAGGGAAACAGAUGGUUGCUGGGCUAAUGGUUAAGGCCAGUAAGAGUCCCAAAGGCUUUCUAGAAAGCUAUGAAGACAUGCUGCUCUACACCCAGAGAGAGGAAACGUGGCCCAUUACGAAAAUGGAGCUGGAGGGUCGAGGGGUGGUGUGUAUGAACUUCUUUGAUGUUGUUCUGGACUUCAUCCUGAUGGAUGCAUUCGAGGACCUUGAGAGCCCCCCCUCCUCUGUGUUAGCUGUUCUAAGGAACCGCUGGCUGUCUGACAGUUUUAAAGAGACCGCUCUGGCGACCGCUUGUUGGUCGGUGUUGAAAGCUAAAAGGCGUCUUCUCAUGGUACCUGAUGGAUUUAUUGCCCACUUUUAUGCCAUAUCAGAACACGUGAGCCCGGUUUUAGCUUUUGGGUUUUUGGGACCAAGGCAGCAUCUGAGUGAAGUUUGCACAAUUUUCAAGCAACAAAUAGUGCAAUACCUUAAGGAUAUGUUUGACCACGAUAAGGUCCGCUUCACUUCUGAUCAGAGUUUGGCUGAGGACAUCCUGAAGCUUUCUCACCGCAGAAGUGAGAUCCUGCUGGGAUAUCUGGGGAUCAACAGUCUAUUGGAGCUGAAUGGUGCCAUGCCUAGAGACUCUGAGGGCUCCUACGGAGCCACCAAACUAUCAUGAAGGGCUUUAUUGAAGAAUUUCUGAGGCUCCGAACCCUUCUUCUGUGAUCCACUGAGAACCAGCAUUAUCCAGCCAUUUGUCCAUCCUUUUCUCCAUCUGUGCUCUUAAUCACAACAAGGUAUCAUGGGAUUUAUUUUACCAGAUCUCCUUAUUCCUGCUAAUGAGGGAGACCAUUUGAAUCCCGAAUUCCCCUUGUCCCCUUUGUUGCUGCUUUGCUGCGUAUCCACAAUGAUGACUCUAAUCAAAUUAUCACAGACGUGUGAGGACUUGUUUCUGCCUCUUCCUGGGGGGGUUAGAUACUUGGUAAAACAACAGCUGACAAACACUUCCAACACAACAGGACUUUGCCUUUUUAGUUAGCCAGACGAACAGAUUUUCAUCUGUGGAUUUGGAUGAAAUAUUUACUAUGAUGUGUAAAGCGAUGAAGUGCUUUUUGUCUUUCAUGUGAAAAAGUUAAAUGUAACUUUUUAGUUGUGUCUUUGCUGCUUACAGCUCCUAAAAUCAGUUAAAUGGCCCUAAAUUCUCCUUACUUCCAGGCGUCCAGGUUUUCCAUCUUCCAGGAUAACAUGGAGGCAUGAAACUUGAGUUUAAACACAUUAACAGAUCAUGUAAAACUGGUAUUUGGGGUCAAAU
Cyprinodon variegatus (sheepshead minnow) is the source of this 2593-nucleotide messenger RNA. It is a transcript of the gene miga2, whose product is annotated as family with sequence similarity 73 member B. Gene Ontology annotation, biological process: mitochondrial fusion. The record is from RefSeq and is a predicted model, not a curated record. The transcript has 16 exons. NCBI's taxonomy places the organism in Eukaryota, Metazoa, Chordata, Actinopteri, Cyprinodontiformes, Cyprinodontidae. The coding region runs from base 176 to 1960 and encodes 594 amino acids.